Schistocerca nitens (vagrant locust) is the source of this 3041-nucleotide messenger RNA. RefSeq lists its product as uncharacterized. Lineage: Eukaryota; Metazoa; Arthropoda; Insecta; Orthoptera; Acrididae. The transcript has 2 exons. The record is from RefSeq and is a predicted model, not a curated record. Gene Ontology annotation, biological process: cilium organization. Bases 22 to 489 code for a protein of 155 amino acids.
UCCGCUUGUCAACAUCUUGUUAUGGAUCCGUGGCCAGCUGUAGAGUCGCAGGAGAACAGCCCUAUGACAUUCGAAGAUAAUUUUGAGCCUGACGGCAAGCUGCCCGACUCUGUGGAAUAUUUAGCCAAUCUAGAGAGUAAACUUGCUAGAUUGAAGCUGAAGCGAACAAAGAAAGACCUGGUUCAGUCUUUGGAUGAAACUCACAAAUCUUGUAUGGUGAGACUGCUAUCUGAAGGGGCUACUCAUUCAGCUGAAGAUCUUUUGUUGGAUGCACCUCUAAACAAUUCUAAUGUCCUAUUCCGUCGUCUUGCACCAGAACGUCAAGCUCUCACUUUUGGAGAACUAGUUGAAUUACUAAAGGCUGACCAGUUGUCUGAAAAACUGUUUGAGGAAACUGAAGAAGGAGAUAACAGUGUCAGUUCAGCUGAAGAAAAAACAAAUCAUAAACAGUUACCUGAGGCCAAGUCCAACAAUGAGCAAGCACCUUAAAUAUCUACUGUUCUCUGUAAUUAACUGUGGUAAUGUCAAUACAUUAUAUGUAUAUUUGCUACUGUAAUAGAGCUAUUUUGUGGGAAUUUUUUAGUGUCUCAGGUGUGAAUGAUUUGUAAUAUUUGUAUUUUGUAGAAAAUGUUACCUAUGUCUGUCACACAAGACAUUAAGCAAUUUUGGCAAAUAUUAGAAGUGGAUUUAUCCACUGUGACAAGAAUUAUAAAUGACAACUCUACAAGUUAUGUCUGUUUCCUGUUCAGGUGUAUGAACUUGGCUCUAACCUAAAUUUCUGCAAUAUUAUGUGCUCAUCAUUAUUGACAUAUUAAACAUUUUUGUGACUGAUAUAAAAAGUGAGAGAGAAAGAAGGGUCGCGCACUUUUGACUAUUGAACAUCAGUUGCUGUAGUCAUUAUUCUGGGCUAGAUUCUACUUAACAGAAGACUAUCCAACAAUGUGGAAAUAAGAAAAAGAAACAAGUAUCAGUGAAGGGUACUAAUGAUCAUGCUAAUAAGUAAUAAGUAGAAUGCUGUAUUUAGCUUAAUACUGGUGUGUAUAAGGUACUCUAUGCCAGUGUGGAAAAACUAGUUGAUACGUACGAGAUUUACAUUUUUUGCUUAAAUGUAACUGUCUAAUACAAUGGCCAUAAGAAAAUUAUUUAAUGUACUAUACAGCAUCUGAAACGGUAGCUUCAUUUAAUAUUCUCAACAUAGAACAUAAAAUAAGCGGACCUAAAAGUACAGCAUAUAGUGUUCUAAACUGUGAAUGCAACAGAUAAUGUCUGUUUUUCAUUUUUAGAGUUUUAUAUACUGGUUUUCUGACAGACUUGCUGCAUUUAUGCAGUUUAUAUUUUUUAGCUAUUGUGCCUAAAGAAACAAGACGUGCUGAUUAUUGAGAACAACACUAACAAACAAAAUUAUGAGACUGUCAUAAAGCGUGUAUUACCAUUGUAGCUGUCUUAUAGUUUAAUUUAGUUCUCUUUGUGGACCAGAAGGUUACGCCUACUAAUGGUUUUCACAGUAUGCAGAGAUAGCUGUAAUACAAGCUUUAUGUGAAAAUCACACAGAUAGUGAGUCUUAAGGUAAUGGUAAAUAACAGUUAACAAGAACAAUGGUGUUUGUUAUUAUGUAAGUUGUACCUUUUGCCACUUUUCUGCACUAAUUUAAUCUGCAGCCAGAUACUUUUUUUAUCAUCACCAUUUUCUAAUUGUACUUCUUACGAUGAUCCCUCUCUCCUUCCUAAUGCUGUGGUGUAUAGAAGGGCUACACUCUUAACACAUAAAGGGGGCAGAUGCAGACAUGCAGAUACAGAUGUUCCAUAGUUGUCCUGUAUCACAUCAGGAGGAAGCCCAGGAUGCUUUCCUGAAAGAGAUCAGUGUCCAAUUUUCUGCCUUAUCCUUUCCCAAUCCAACCUUGCAGUCCGUCUCUAAAGACCCCAGCCUGUAAGAUGUUUACGCAGCAAUUCCUCCAACACUACUCACAGCUAAAUGAAAAUUGUAGGUACCCCACCAGAAAAAUUACCUGUGCUUGUGUUUUACGCAAGAAAAUUAGAAUUUAAGAGCUUCUGAGGUAGGUGACCAAGCUGAAAAUCUGAAAACCCAUGUUCCCACGAGUGUCAAUUGCAAUACUUAUUCAUCUUCCAUAACUAGACUUCAGCCUUGUGCCUACAUCAUGAUGUUGUGUACUCACUGAAACCACUGUAUGCAGUCAGAUAAGUAUAAUCUGCCUAUUGUCAGCCGAUGAUUUUUGCCUUUUUUUUAUUCAUCAGAAAGUGUUACAUAAUUGCUACUAAUAAAAUGUAGAACAUAUCCAAAGAGAUAGCUUGUAUUACUUUAAGUGAUGAGUUCUCUCUUUCCCCCGAAAAUUCUUGCCAAAUUCUGCUAUAUGAUGUUGGCAGGGAUUACUGAAUUAAAAGAAAGAAAAAAAUGUUCAGGAGAGACUAUUCAGCAUUUAAAGUUAGCAAUGAGAACGGUGUAUUUUUUCAUAAUUUCAGUGAUAAAAAUCUAAACUGGUGACUGUAAAAUGGGGCAGUGACAGAUGUAUAUAAUAUCUGCUUUCAACAGCUUGCCUUUUAAUAAAGUAAUUAAAAGCUUCAGAACAGUGCCUUUUAUGAAGCUUCGGAAGUGUCACACAAAUAUUCAUCUUACUUUGAAAAUUAAGAAAGACGUUAGAAAGGAAAGCUUUAAAAAUAUAAUCUCUUCAACUGGAAUUUCUGUGUGCUCUAGCAAUGGUGAGAUUGUGUUGUCGUACGUGUAUAAUGUUGAUUUGUGUAGUGUGCAUAGAUGCCUUCUUGGAAAUAAUUGUCAUUUUAAAGAGAAUCAUAAUAGGCAUGACUACAUUAUUGUAAGUAUGUGUGUACCAUAACCUGGUAUUUCUUGUGGUGAGAGGGGAGAAGGGAUGCUGGUAUCAGAGGAAUAGGUGGGAUUUUAUAUGUUUACUUCCUGCAAAUCCUACGUGAAGUACCAAGUUGCUGUUUAUGUGUAGUACAAAGUUUAUCAAGCACUAGUUGCUUGUUGUUUAGUACAAUGAAGGAAUAAAUAAUUACUUUCACUGAAAA